Messenger RNA from Penicillium coprophilum, 1104 nucleotides. RefSeq names its product cell envelope integrity TolA family protein. The record is from RefSeq and is a predicted model, not a curated record. Lineage: Eukaryota; Fungi; Ascomycota; Eurotiomycetes; Eurotiales; Aspergillaceae. Bases 1 to 1104 code for a protein of 367 amino acids. The transcript is spliced from 6 exons.
AUGACUUCCAACGAUAGAACAUAUCGAUUGUCGUAUGAGCCACUCAACCGGCGUAUGGUGCAGGAGUGGCAGCUGUCCGGGUGUUUUGAUAAGUCUUUUGGCAGAUAUCACAUCGUGCAAUCCAAAUAUAAUGGCCAGGAGGAACGGUACUGCAAGCAUGGGUAUCACUGUUAUCCAAGUGCUGAAUCGCACCAUUAUGUCAAUUUGACUGGCUGGUACUACUCACUGAACCCAGAUAGCAGUGAAGAGAAGCUUCAUCUGAAACAGAAGAAAGCUGAGUACCGCCUACCCAACGGCUUCUUUUGGGAGGAUUGGUCAGAUAAGGUACCUUGGGACAAAUUGCCGGCGAUACCUGAUCGUUGCAUCGAGAAUAUCAGCCGUCCCCCUGCCUGGUUUUGGACAGAACUUGAACGACGGGAGCGGGAGCGACCCUCAGCUGAGAGAACUGAACGACAAUACAAAGAAUGGUGUGGAAACGACGUCCUUUCCCAAGCAUACAAUAAUUCAGACUGGGACCAACAUAGCGAAUGGAAUAUGCCGAUUGUCGACGAGAAUGUGACGUUCAGAUCUGCGAGCGAGACCUCGGUGGAAUCAGAGAGCGACACAUCCGGAAUUGGUUCCUCCACUGGCCAAACUUCCCGGGAAGGGCUACCUGAGAAUAAAACGCCCCAAAAGAAGAGAAUAUGGACUUCAGAAAAGUGCACCGGCGUCAAAUCCAAGCCCCAUCAGUGGAAGACCGCAAGGCCAGAGAAAGAGCCUGAAGAGCGCAACGAGCAGAAGAGACGGAAGAAAGCCGAAAGCACCCAAACCGAGAAGCAGAAGAACUCUCCAGACAGAAUGCAAGCCCAAAAACGAAAGUUGGAGGAGCAGGAGUCUCAGGACAACGCCGAAGGAACGAAGCCUAGAAACAAGAAGCACAAGACGCAGAUAAUACUCGAGGUGAAACAUAAGAAAGCAGGCUGGGGAAAUCCCUCGGACGUACCAAAUCGAAAGCGGAAGGCCAACAAUGAAGACAAGGUGGCGAUGACUCCGAUUGCUGUCAAAAAGAAGAGACGCCACAUGAUUCAGGAGAGUAGUGCGGCCACCGGGGCCGGAAUUUGCUAG